GUCCUUCACUUUGAAAAUGUCAAAGAGGUGCCUUUUGGGUUUCAAACAGUGACCUCUGAUGUAAACAAACUUAGUUCUUUCUACUCUCUGAAGCUAAUCAAACGACUCUAUAUAGAUAAAUCACUAAACCCGUGUACGGAAUUUAUUAGUGCCACCAAAAGGCCCUAUGCAAAUGAAAUGGAAACAGUUGACUUUAAGGAUAAACUGGAAGACACUAGAGGCCAGAUUAACAAGUCAAUUAAAGACCUUACUGAUGGUCAUUUUGAGAACAUCUUGACUGAGGACAAUGUAAAUGAUCAAACCAAGAUCCUUGUGGUAAAUGCAGCCUACUUUAUAGGAAAAUGGAUGAAGAAAUUUCCUGAAUCUGAAACAAAAGAAUGUCCAUUUAGAAUCAACAAG
This is a messenger RNA of Gracilinanus agilis (Agile Gracile Mouse Opossum), 399 nucleotides long. Its product is annotated as serpin B5-like. Gene Ontology annotation, biological process: negative regulation of endopeptidase activity. Gene Ontology annotation, molecular function: serine-type endopeptidase inhibitor activity. Lineage: Eukaryota; Metazoa; Chordata; Mammalia; Didelphimorphia; Didelphidae. The record is from RefSeq and is a predicted model, not a curated record. The annotation marks the transcript as partial. The transcript has 3 exons.